CCUGCAUUUCCAUGCUGGUUAUCAAAUAAGGGUCUCAUAAGUGCUAGGUAUAGGCUCUACUAAGGAUCCAAACUCUCAGGCCAAGUAAUUCCUAUUUUACCAAUGAAAACAAACAAACCGAUAUACAGAGAUUAACUCACUCUAAAAUCAAAUAAAUCCCGGCCCUUUACAAGUUGCUUUAGAGCGUUUUGAACCACACAGGUCCACACCAUUUCCAAAGUUCAACUCUGACACUCUUCAAUCAAGGGUAGCUAAACAGGUGGGUGGAUAAAGGGGCUCCCAAUAAUCUGUCCAUGAAAGGUGAAGAAGGCUGUACUGGGGGAGGGAGGCUUAAGAGCUCUCAGACUGCCCAAGGGUCUGAGGCCUUGGUGGCCACAUCCCCCGCCCACAGUGUUCAAGCCAGUGUUGCCAGGCACUUCCUCGUUCCGGUGCGCCCUGGACGCAGCUUCUACGCCCAGUGCCUGGGCAACUCAGGCGGGAGGGGGCCAGAGGGGAGGUGUCGCAACCUCCUCCCUCCCUCUUCCCCCGCCUUGGCACUCAGUUACCUCGCAGAUGAGCGCUCUCGCAGACUGCGGCGGGCGGCCGGGCGCCCGGCAUGUCCCCUGAGUCUGCGCAGACGACGGGCACUGGCCCCUCGCGCACCCUGGACCAAGUCAAUCGUACCCAUUUCCCUUUCUUCUCCGAUGUCAAGGGCGACCACCGGCUAGUGCUGAGCGUCGUGGAGACCACCGUCCUGGGACUCAUCUUCGUGGUGUCACUACUGGGCAACGCAUGUGCCCUGGUGCUCGUGGCGCGCUGUCGGCGCCGCGGGGCGACAGUCAGCCUGGUGCUCAACCUCUUCUGCGCGGACUUGCUCUUCACUAGCGCCAUCCCUCUAGUGCUCGUUGUACGCUGGACCGAGGCCUGGCUGCUGGGCCCCAUCGUCUGCCACCUGCUCUUCUACGUGAUGACCAUGAGCGGCAGCGUCACGAUCCUGACGCUGGCAGCGGUCAGCCUGGAGCGCAUGGUGUGCAUCGUGCGCCUUCAGCGCGGAUUGAGUGGCCCGGGUCGGCGGGCGCAGGCAGCGCUGCUGGCUUUCAUCUGGGGUUACUCAGCGCUCGCCGCGCUGCCCCUCUGCAUCUUGUUCCGCGUGGUCCCGCAGCGCCUUCCCGGAGGGGACCAGGAAAUUCCAAUUUGCACAUUGGAUUGGCCCAGCCGCAUAGGAGAAAUCUCAUGGGAUGUGUUUUUUGUGACUUUGAACUUCCUGGUGCCAGGACUGGUGAUUGUGAUCAGUUACUCCAAAAUUUUACAGAUCACGAAGGCAUCAAGGAAGAGGCUCACGUUGAGCCUGGCCUACUCCGAGAGCCACCAGCUCCGAGUGUCCCAGCAGGACUACCGGCUCUUCCGCACCCUCUUUCUGCUCAUGGUCUCCUUCUUCAUCAUGUGGAGUCCCAUCAUCAUUACCAUCCUCCUCCUCUUGAUCCAGAACUUCAGGCAGGACCUCGUCAUCUGGCCGUCCCUCUUCUUCUGGGUGGUGGCCUUCACGUUCGCCAACUCCGCCCUAAACCCCAUUCUGUACAACAUGUCACUGUUCAGGAACGACUGGAGGAAGAUUUUUUGCUGCUGCUUUUUCCGAGAGAAGGGAGCCAUUUUUACAGACACCUCUGUCAGGCGAAAUGACUUGUCUGUUAUCUCCAGCUAACUAGUGGAGGCAGGUGAACCUCUGUGUGCGUGUAAAGGGGAAGUCACCGGUGCACCCUGCUUUAAGAAAUCCAGCUCCCAACAGCACACAUCUACAGGGCCAGCAAAUCACUCAGUAUAAAAAUAUUUUUCCUUAAAACUUUCUAUGGGUUCCUUUUUAUGAACUUUUUUAGUGUGUUUGUAAUAUGAUUGAGUUAAUAAAUUUUUAUUUAUAACUGUUCCUACAUAUAAAGCUGUACCUUGUGGUUUGCUGAAACAAACCUUGGAGCUGAUUCAGGGCUCAGGUUUCUCAGUAAAAGGUCAUGGCCACCCUAAGUCCCCACCUUGGGCACAUAAGGUCUUGAGACCAUUUAUUCAUUCAUGUCAAGACUGCUUAAGGAAUUUCCAAGGAACAAUUAGACGUGGCUCCCCCCCCAUGCAUUAAAAAUGGGCAGGAGACAUGGCUCAAUGGUAGUAUGCUUGCCUAGCAAGCAUGUGGCCCUGGGGUCAAUCCCUAGUAUAUUAAAAAAAAAAAAUAGUAGAAGCAGCACUGUAGACUCAAAGAAGGGAUGAUGGACCCUGAUGCUGGAGAGGGAGGUCACGUGGUUGCUUUAUUACUCUAUCUAUCCAUCAGAGGCCUUGGAAACACCUGCUGUGGCUGUGCAAUGUUUUUUGUGCCAGGAAUCCAGUGGUAAAGCCGAGAGCCCUGGCUCUGUUCUCAGGGAGCUCGCCUUUUCAUGGGGUGGGGGCCAAUGAAUGCCAAACAGGAGUCAAUGCAAAAUAGAGCACCCCAGAGUGCAUAAGCACCCUGGAGAAAGUAGGACAGGGUGCUGUGGGGUGAGGGUUAUAUAUAUGGCGUAGGGGUAGGUCAGGGUGCUGUGGGGUGAUGGUUAUUUACAUGGGGUAAGGGUGGGUUCAGGAAAAACAGGAGCAACAGUUGAGUUGAAAGGCUAAAGGCAAGAAAGAAGCAGUCACGUGGAUCCAGAGGAAGGACCUUUGCAGGAAGAGAGAGGCUGCUGAGCUGUGUGGUCCAGGAGCUGCAAACUGUUGACUGAGCCUUCUUUGUACUUGAUGCUAGGAGAGAGAGAGGUGCUCCCCUGGAGCCCAUCAUGGAUGCAAUGAAGUUCCAGGGCUAGGUCAGGGAAGGCCUGGCAGGCCAGCAGAAGAAGUUCACUCGGGGUUCGGUGGGCAGCACUGGAGGUUUGCAAUGGGAGACCUGAACAAUGAGGACUUUUCCUCUGGCUACUCUGCAAGGCAGAGGCUUUAAGGAGCAAGAAUAAAAAUGAAGAGCAAGUGUGUGGUUGCCUGAAGGAGGAAAAGGUGAUGGGACCUUGAAGGUGUGUGGCAUUAGUGAAGGACCGUGUGAACUAAUCCCGGGCCAUGCCUGGGAAGGUGGGAGAACAGUUUACUCAUGGAGGAUGGAGACGAGGGAAGACAGCAUUCCAGGGUGCCUCCUGGACUUUCAGCCUGGCAUUGGUUAGACAGUGGGCAGGCGACCAAACUGAGGAAGACUGGGAAACAAAUGGGGUUCCAUCUGGAGCAUACGCUUGAGAUCCCAGCGAGACAGCCAUAGACUAGGCCACUGGAGGAAGAGACACAGAAUUGGGCCUGGCAAUACAGUGUUGUUGGGAAAUACAGAUGUGUGUCAGGACCCAUGGUUUUACGAAACAGUCUCCGAGAAGAUGCAGAAAGGAAAGACGCCAGAGUCAAAGACUGAGCCCCAGGAGAUGCCAACAGGCAGGUCUGAGGUAAGAUUUAUGGUGAUCGUGACAUUAAGAACAAAGUAACAGAUGUCUUUGUUCCUAUCUGGCUAAUAGAUUUGGGGGAUGCUCUGUUUUGAAGGGGUACGUGAGUAUCUCAGGUCUGUGGUGUCAAACUGAAGCUGAGGAGCCAGGCUCUGCCAGCUUGCUCUAUGGGAGUAAAAAGCUGGGCUUUUCUCAUGCACGGCUGCUUGUUUCCUCUGCCUUUGCUGGAGAACAAGGCACAUGGGCAUUUGGUGGGACCUCCCCAUGGUCCUUAGAAACGUCGGCACCCCCACCUCCAAUACACUUCACAGAUGUCCUGCUGUCCUAACAGCUCCUUUGCGUGCCCACAGACAUUGUAUUGGCUCUCACUCUGUCCCGACAGGCAGGGAUUGAUGGCUUCCCCAAGUUUAAUGAAAGAGGCCACACCAUCAGCCCCAAAUCUCACAGCUCUGAACUGGCUUAGACUUAAAACCAAGGUCCUCUGGUACCAAGGCUGUCUGCUCUUCAGUUUUGGCCCCAUCUGCAAUACAAAACGAAUCAGCCUAGAAGCAGUGAAAAUCGGGCUUUCCUAGAUCACUCUGACCCACGUUUCGCAGCCUCCUAGCUCUGGACAGAGGUGAGCCUUCUGUCCUGCUCACCUCGGGGGCCCUGGGCUGACAGCCUUGGGUUUGAUGGCCUGGUCACACUUACUUCCUCUGGGUUUCAGUUCCUUGGUAGUGCUGCUGUUAAGGCCUUCCUGGAUUAAUGAGGAAAGCUUUUCUCAGGAUGUUAGGAGCCAGUCUCUUAUAUGGAGGU
Molecule: messenger RNA, 4199 nt
Organism: Peromyscus californicus insignis
Lineage: Eukaryota; Metazoa; Chordata; Mammalia; Rodentia; Cricetidae
Product: free fatty acid receptor 4
Exons: 3
Coding region: 596-1681 (361 amino acids)
Biological process (GO): G protein-coupled receptor signaling pathway; visual perception
Cellular component (GO): membrane
Molecular function (GO): G protein-coupled receptor activity; 3',5'-cyclic-nucleotide phosphodiesterase activity; protein binding
Source: RefSeq, a predicted model, not a curated record